CACUCGAAUAACGCGGGGAUAUAAAAUCAUUCCGUAGGUCCUUCAUCUUAUAGUGAUUUUCGGUGGCGACUUCCUUCGUUUUCACCUCACUCCUUUGUUUCUAUUUCUCUCUGUACUUCUACUUCUUCUAUCCUCAUCUCUAUCCAACCGCUACAAGGCUAAUCGGAUUGCUGAGAUGUCCAAUAGCCCUCAAUUUUCAGGUGUAUAGGCAGCCUGUGAUUGAAAGAAUGUUUUUCUGAUAGAGUUUGAAGUGGCCAUGCUACAAAUAAAUGCUAAUUGCUUCACUUUUUCCCUGAAUUAGCAUCACACACCACCUAUCGUAGGCUCAAUGGAUCCAUCUCAAAAUUUCCCUCCACCUAUGUUGGGUCAGUUCCGACCUGUCGUUCCAUCUCAGCAGCCACAACAAUUUGUUUCAGUGCCUACUCAGCAUUUUCAACCUGUUGCCAUGAUGAAUGCUGGGUUUCCUUCUCAAACUCCACAACCCCAAUUUCCUCAAGUAAUGCCACAAUUACCAGCUAGACCAGGCCAACCAGGCCAUAUUCUACCUGCGCCACCCGCAGUUUCAUUGCCAGCUGCACAGCCUAAUCAGCAUGUUAAUCCUGGGGCAUCACUGCCUCAACCUAAUAUUCAAACUCCAACCAACUAUUUUCCUGGUGUCCCAGCAGCACACCUCUCUUCAUCAUAUACAUUUGCACCAUCUUCUUAUUGUCAGGUGCCGGUGUCUCAUAAUGCCAUGGCUCAAUAUCAACCCAUGGCACAAUUGCAGGUGCCUAGUGUUCCUAUUGGAGGCCAGGUGGGUGUCCAUGUGAGCCAGAGUACUUCUGUCACAUCAGCGCAGCAAAUUGGUGAACAAAUUUCUUUUUCCACAGCUACUAUUCCAAUACCCAUCAUUCAGCCAAAGCCCACUGAAGAGGCUUCAAUAGAUUGGAUAGAGCAUACUUCUGCAAAUGGCCGGAGAUAUUAUUACAAUAAGAAGACACGGCAAUCUAGUUGGGAGAAGCCAUUGGAGCUGAUGUCACCAAUUGAGCGGGCGGAUGCAUCGACUAACUGGAAAGAAUAUACAACUCCUGAUGGAAGAAAGUAUUACUUCAACAAGGCUACAAAUCUAUCAACAUGGUCAAUCCCUGAAGAGCUGAAGUUGGCUCGUGAACAAGUAGAAAUGGCAUCUGCCAAAGGAACACAAUCAGAAGUUUCUUCUCAUAUGCCAGCUCCUGUGCCUCCUUCAAGUAAAGCACAAUCUGAUGCUGAUACAUCAUCUACAAUAAUUCAAGGAGCUUCCUCAAGUCCAGUUUCAGUGGUACCAGUUCCUGCUAGUAGUAAAACUGAAUCUGUUGUGGUUUCUGGGUCAGAUUUACUGGUUGCAACUUCAACUGUGACCAAUGUACACGCAGUUCAGACGGUUGAGGAUGCUAUCACACCAUCUGUUGCUGUUUCAGAAAGUUCUGAAGUUUCUUUCACAGAGACCAAUGCUGUUACAACUCCAAUGAAUAUUAUGAGCAAAGCUUCUUCUUUGGAUAUGAUUAGGUCUGCCGAAGGAGUUUCUACUCCAAAUGCAGAUGAAACUGUAAAGGAUGUGGUAGUGAGUGAGAAAAUUAACAAUUCUUUGGAAGAGAAAGCAAUUGAUCAAGAGUCUUUGACUUAUGCCAGCAAGCAAGAGGCCAAAGAUGCAUUCAAAGCUCUUCUGGAGUCCGCAAACGUUGGUUCUGAGUGGACAUGGGAUCAGGCCAUGAGAGUAAUAAUAAACGAUAAAAGAUAUGGUGCUUUGAGAACACUUGGAGAGAGAAAACAAGCUUUCAAUGAGAUUUUGGGUCAAAAGAAAAAACAUGAGGCUGAGGAAAGGCGGGUUAAACAGAAAAAAGCACGGGAAGAAUAUAAAAAAAUGUUAGAAGAGUCUUCAGAGUUGAUUUCAUCCACAAGAUGGAGCAAAGCAAUUCCUAUGUUUGAAGAUGAUGAGAGGUAUAAAGCUGUUGAACGAGAGAAGGAUAGGAAGGAUCUUUUUGAGAAUUACAUUGAUGAACUCAGGCAAAAGGAACGGGUGAAGGCUCAGGAGCAGCGCAAGCAGAGUAUUAUGGAGUAUAGACAAUUUUUGGAAUCUUGCGACUUUAUUAAGGCAAAUAGCCAGUGGCGAAAAGUUCAAGACCGCUUAGAGACUGACGUAAGAUGUUCACGUCUUGACAAAAUUGACCGCUUGGAAAUAUUUCAGGAAUAUAUAAGGGACUUGGAGAAAGAAGAAGAGGAGCAGAGGAGGAUACAAAAGGAAGAACUGAGAAAGACAGAGCGUAAAAAUCGUGAUGAGUUUCGCAAGUUGAUGGAAGAACAUGUUGCUGCAGCAACUCUUACUGCCAAAACUCAUUGGCGUGAUUAUUGCAUGAUGGUUAAAGAUUCACCUCCCUUUCUGGCAGUUGCAUCCAACACUUCAGGUCCAACACCAAAAGAUUUGUUUGAAGAUGUAGCUGAGGAGCUUCAGAAACAGUAUGAUGACGAUAAAGUUCGAGUAAAGGAUGCAGUAAAGUCGACAAAGAUUUCUUUGGCUUCAACUUGGACUCUAGAAGACUUGAGGGCUGCCAUUUUUGAGGAUAUUAGCUCUCCACCUAUAUCAGAUGUUAACUUGAAGCUGAUUUUUGAGGACUUACUUGAAAGGGUAAAGGAGAAGGAGGAGAAAGAAGCAAAGAAGCGCAAACGUCUUGCAGAUGGCUUCUUUGAUUUAUUGCAAUCUGUGAAGGAAAUCACUUCAUCUUCAGCAUGGGAGGAGUGCAAACAUCUUCUUGAAAACAGUCCGGAAUUCAGUUCCAUUAGGGAUGAAGCCUCCUGCAAGGAGAUAUUUGAGGAAUAUGUAAAACAGUUGAAAGGAGAUGCAAAAGAGAAGGAACGAAGACGGAAGGAAGACAAGGCAAAGAAAGAAAAGAGAGAGAAGAGAGGGAGUGGAGGAAGUCGAAGCAUGGAAGGGACAAAGAGAGAGGAUACGAAAGAGAAAAGGAGGAACACUCGAGGGAGGGACCUUCAGAUGCGCAUGUCGGUACAGGUGAAUUUCACGAUGAAAACGAACAUAAACGGUCAGGAAAAGACGACAGUAAGAGACAUCAUAAACGACAUCGAAGUUCAGUGGAUAACUCGAAUGAAAGUGAAAAAGAUCGGACUAAGUCUCACAGGCAUAGCAGUGAUCACAGGAGAUCAAAAAGGCAUGCAUCGACGCCCGAAUCCGAUAGCGAAACCAGGCAUAAGAAACAUAGGCGAGACCAUCGGAACGGUUCCCGUAGAGAGGCCGAUCCCAAGGAGCUUGAAGAUGGAGAGUUUGGUGAGAGGGAAAGUCAGUAGUAGUAGUAGCAGGUAUGUUUUUAGCUCCUCUUUGUUUAUCAUGCUUAAUGUAUUUCAACGAUGAAAGGUGGUCUGUUUUUAGCAGUUUUAAAAUUUGAUGGUAGUGGCAAAUGUU
Hibiscus syriacus is the source of this 3430-nucleotide messenger RNA. Its product is annotated as pre-mRNA-processing protein 40A-like. The record is from RefSeq and is a predicted model, not a curated record. The coding region runs from base 329 to 3379 and encodes 1016 amino acids. Gene Ontology annotation, biological process: mRNA cis splicing, via spliceosome. Lineage: Eukaryota; Viridiplantae; Streptophyta; Magnoliopsida; Malvales; Malvaceae. The transcript is spliced from 29 exons. Gene Ontology annotation, molecular function: RNA binding; protein binding. Gene Ontology annotation, cellular component: U2-type prespliceosome; U1 snRNP.